GCCUUCCAAAGUGCUGGGAUUACGGGCAUGAGCCACCACAUCCACCUGUAAAUUUUUAUUACUGUCUGUCCUUUAGAUUUUGCAUAGAUAUUUACCAUAAUUUAUAGUUUCAGAAACACACCUAAUGGUAGUAACACUUGCUCAGGAUCUUGUAACUCAAAUUUAGGGCUGUCUAGGUCCUUUAUUUCUUCUGGAAAAAUCUAGAAAGAACAUAUUGUCUUCUGUCCUGAAUAUUUAAUCUCUAGUAACCAGGGUUUAAGUAAUAGUAGAUGAAUUAGACUGAAUGAAGACUCGAAUUAUAGUUUUGACAGAACUGCAGAGUUUACAGAAUACCAAGUAUUGUAAUAUGGAAAUUAUACCAGGGGUGUGAACACAGGGCUAAUUGUUCAUUCAUUCAUCUCCUGAAUAUUUAAUGAUGACUUGAUGCUAGGUCCAUUUCUAAGUUUGGGGGAUACAUCAAUGAAUCAAAUAGGCAAAAAUUUCUGUCCAAGUUGUUUUCUUGUAAUGAGGGAUAUAGACAAUAAAACAUAUAAGUAAAAUUACAUGAAUGAUAGUAGUAAGUGUUAGGGAGUGAAAAAAGGGAAGAGGAAUAGGAAUUAUCAAAGUCGGGAUAAGGUAUUAAAAUUUUAGAUAGGGUGGAGUGUUAAUUGAUAUUUCCCAAGUAACAAAUCACCUCAAAACACAGUAGUUAAGACCAUGAGCAUUUAUUUCUUGCCUACAGAUUUGUGGUUGAUAGCAGUUUGUCUGAUCCAGGCCUUAUUUGACUGGGUGGCUCUGCUUCUGCCUUUUUGUGGGUAGGGGCAGAUAUCUGGAUUUCUGUUUAGGUUAUGUUGUGAUGUCAGAGUUCCAAGAGAGGUUGACUAGGCUAUUGGAUUAUUGAUAGUUAAAGGAGAGGUCAAGGUUGGAGAUAGAAAUUUAAAACCUUGAGACUAAAUGAUAAUAGGAGUGAGUAUGGUUAGAAAAGGCAUUUUAGGACUGAACUUCAAGGUAGUUAAGUAUUUAGAAGUUGGAGAAAUGUGGAGAAACUGGCAAAGGAGACAGAAGUAACUGCAAGAAAACACAGAUUUUGUCUUGACCCCUUGUUUGUCUACAGGAACCAGUUUUACUGUAGCAUAUGAGCUGCCUCUCUAACAAGAACUUUAGGUUGGCUGAGAAGGCUGUUACAAUGUACAGGGACCCUGUACACAUAGGCUCCCUCUUUACAUCUGCCUUCAGAGGCCUUGAUGUGUCCAGAAGGGUGGGUGACUUCAUUUUUAAAAGCAAUAUUGAGUGCUUAAUGUGUGCCAGGUGCUAUUCUAGGCACCGAGGAAUGAAAACAAAGUUUUCCUAAUUUCAUGAGGCUUACAUUCUAGUGGGGACAUCAAGCCAAAUCUAAAACCAGGGGAUUAUUCAGUAGACAUAAACAGCUGGUAGAACAAAAGUUUCAUUGGUCCAGUUUCCAAAGCAAGAAGUUAGAGAAAUUCUGCAUAGAAAAUUGGCAGAGGUCUAGGCAUGGGGUCAUUUAGAUAACUAUGUGCCCCAUAUAGCUAAAACAAAUCUAAUACUAAUAUUAAUCUGAUUGUACCCCUCAUGCAGAGUCAGGAAACUAAGUGUAUGAUAGGUGUCAACUCCCAUUUUUCAGAAAUGUUACCUUUAUCACAAAGCCAGAAAAUCUAAAAAAAAAAAUUAAUUCUCCUUUCGCAAUUACUCUUCCUAUUUUCUUUCACAAGUAUCAAGUAUUACAGUUCAGCUAAACUCUAAAUGAUUUGUCAAACCAUAAAGUUAACUUUCACUUUUCAAACAUUUUCUGAUUUUUCUUUCUAUACAUUUCACAGCAUUCAACUUUAGGUUAAGAGUACAAGGUUUGAAUAAUUUGGAUAUAUAUUUUUCCCUCCCCCAUUUUCACAUCUUAUCCCACAUCUCACACAUCUAAUCACAUCUAUCCCAGAAUAAGAAUGUUGCCUUGUCUUUUUUUUUAAACACAAGUACUAUCCAUUGUUUCUGAAUCCAGUGUUGAGUAUAAGUAAAGAUGACAGUGGUAUACUUUUAAGUUAAGGUACAAUAAUCCUGGUAACUACUAUUUCUUGAAGACCUAUCUCUUUGAUGCAGAGCAUGGGUCUUUACUUAUUUCACUUAUAAAUUUCUAGUCUUUCAGAAAAUGAAUACUAUUAGACUUAUGAAAUGGGUGGAUAUCUAUUUCCUGAAUUAAAAUGUGAAGCUGUUUUCCAAGACAGUGGUGUCCAAAGUAUAGUAUGUGCACCUCAGGAGAUGUGUGAAACUGUCUCUUGAAAUGUGGGAACAAGUAUUAAAGCUUUUUUCCCUGGCUUUUAUCUCAUUCUUUUUUAUGUUAUAAUGAUUAGGCCCACAUGUAAUUUAUAAGUGAAUUGAUUUUCUUAUAUUUUCUUAUAUUUCAGCAUAUUCUCAGAUCUUUUACCGUUUUAGGGAUAUGUGAUCAAAAAAGUUUAGAGACUUCAUUUUUAAAAAUCUUUAACUUUGAGAGAUCAUUUAGUCAGGCAUGAACUAUUGUCCAUUUCAUUAUUUCAGUACUAUGUAUAGUAUCUGAAUUGUUUUAUUGAAUAGAAAAACUCUUAGCACAAACUAAUGUGACUAGUGACUAUGAAAUAUUAAGGUGGCAUAACUUUUACAGUAUUAUUUAUAGACUAAUAAGAUGUGUAAAUGGUUUUGUUUCUGAGUAUGUGCAUGUGCAUAUUAUCUAGUCCAGCUCAUAAUUGUAUAUCAAGCUAAUACAAAAUUAAAUAUUGCACAAGAAGUAAUGGGGCUUGGAAGAAAAUGGAAUUGCAGGUGCUAAAAUUUGGGCAUGAAUUUCUGCUCUUACUGAUUUAUUACCUAUGAGAACUCUCUAAGCCUCAGUUUCUUAAUUUUUGAAACUGAUUAAUGUUUAUCUUCCAGAGUUGUGUAAAGAUCAGAUGUUUAUUCAAUGUACAUAGCUUGGAGCGUGGCACAUAGGAGCUGAUGAAAAUUAAGUUUAUUUUCAAUGCAACCUUAGGUUAUACACUCAGUUAAUUUUCCAAAAGCUUGCUCUGUCUUCUUACUAUACCCUUCCUACAUAUGUAUGCCUUUCUGAGAUAACAGUGAGCUGCCGGUUUUCUUACACGUGUGGAGCAAGUUGGAGGUGGAUAGGGCAGGCUUUCAUUGGUGGUGGUAGAGCCAAGUACAUGAAAGAAGUAUUUUGUAUUCCCUGGUUGAUCACCAUAUCUGCAUGUGUUAUGUCUCAGGAUUUUCCCUUCUUUUCUCAUUAUUGUCUAACAGCUGUAAUGACAAUAUAAUAUUUUUAAAUUGCUGAAAAUAUUCUACCUUUGGUAUAUGUGCUUAAGGGGAGCAUAUGGUUCUUCCAGUGGUUUCUAGCUACAUUUCUGAAGAGUUUGAUUUUAGCAGUGCUAUCUGUAAAUAUUUGAAAUGAAUGGCUUGUUUAGUAUCUGGAUGGUUUUUCAGGUAAAUCCUAACCUGUGCAUAUUCAUUGUAGCUACAUUCCAACUAUUCAAAACAAUAUGUAUAUACUGUAGGUUUACCUGUGUAAGUCCACAAGUAACUAACUGAAUAGCUCUGAAUAGAAUUUAAAACCUGCUUAAGACAAGAUGUUAAUUUUGCUUUAGGAAAAGUUGUUUCCUAUGUUGGCUUAUUUGAAACAAGAGGUGGUGCAUGUACAUUACAAGGCUCUUGUUUCCCAGUUUAAGCAGGCCUAUUGCUAACAAUGAUCUUUGCAAAGUGGCAAGAGCUAAGAUGAACAGUGAUCUUUUGGGACAGAAAAUAUCUUCCAGUUUCUGGCAACUUUUGCAAAGAUUUUUCCACUACCAUCCAUCGGUUUGGGAGUUUGACUAAGCAAACUGUAUAUUUAUUAUUUGGGGCAAAUAAUAUUUUAGCUACUCGUGUCUAGAUGUUUUUAUUUUGUAGCUUUACCAGGAAGUUAAACAAAUUCAAAACUGGAGAAAUUAAUAGUAAAUUAUAAAACCAAAUAGUCUGUAUAUUUUGUUUAUUCUGAUUACUGCUAAUACAAAGUAAUGGUGCAACUUGUUAUUCUUUUGGGUCUAACCUAAUGGCCUCAGCCAUUUUUGUCUACACAGAGUUCACUAACAUGAGAAAUAAAGACUUUCCUAGUUCUGUAAACUCAGAACACCUGCUUAAUUGGACUGAAUGCGUUCCCCCUUGUUCAGUGUUGAAACCUAGCCCCCAAUGUGAUAGUAUUAGGAGGUGGGGCCUUUGGGAGAUAAAUUAGGUCCCUGCUAAUUUAGCAGACAUACCCGGAUCAACAAUAGUUAAAAUUCUGAUUCCAAGGAAUUCCUAUCACAAAAUAUCCUGCCACAUUCUUGAAAGUGUUUCCUUCAAGUUUUUUUUUAAGGCUUGAAGUGACCAUGGCAUCUUACGUUUCAACUUUAGGGAGUUUUUUGGAGUUCUUCUGGUAAAAUUUAGCAGAAAUGAUAACUAGCAGUAUCAGAGCCUGCUUGUUAACAGACCCAUGAUCUUCUGGAGUACAUUUAAUUCAAUGUUGAGGUAGGAAAUCCAGCUUUUCAAAAUAGCUCUCAAAAUUUUAACUAAGUUGCAUGUUCAAGGUGGUGGUAUUGCAGCAUUGUUUGUAAUAACAAUUUUAAAAAAAAAGUCAAACCCAGAGACAGCUGAAGUUUUUAUCAAUGGUCUGGUAAAAUGACAUGAUCAUACACUGGUAAAAUGAUAUAUUCAUACAUUGGCCUAUUAUGCAGUUUAAAGACUAAAGUAGAUGUAUAUGUGGUGGUGUGAAAAAUGGAAGGUACUGAAUAGUAUGCACACAUUAUGCUGUCUUUUGUGUCAUGGUGUCAUGUGUGAUAUAUUUGAAAAAUAAUUUUUCUUAUCCCAUUUCUUAAAUCUCAUUAACAUUCCUUUUCAUCAAUAGCAUUUCUCCUUCACAGACAAGUUAAUUAAUUUUGCUACAAACCUAAACAGUUAAAUGAUGAUGAUUAUGAUUAUGGUUAUGAAAAUGCUGUUGAUAGGAACACUUAUAGAGUGCUUACUAAGUGCCAGGUACUAUUCUAUUCUGUGUUUUAAGCAUUUAAUCUUCACAACCCUAUGAAAGAGGAGGUACUGUCAUUCCUAUGUUUUAGAUAAGCAAGCUGAAGCACAGAGAAUGUUUAUUAAUUUCACAUAAAAUCACACAGCUAGCUAGUAUGUGUCAAAGCAGUGUGUGUGUCAAAUGAUACCCUUACAGAGUGAUACAGGGUUUCUGUGCUCCUAAACUACUAUGCAGUCUCUCAACUUAAUGUUGACAUUAAUGGAAAUGUAGAUACUUUAUGUCAUUUUGCUUUCUUGUAGACAUAAGUUUGUUUGUGUUUGUACAUGUAUAAUGUCAGCACGGUCUUAUUUUUCUUCCCCAAAACAAUCUCUGUGUCCACUCAAUUAAGCUUCUUAAUCUUAACUUGUUCAUCUAACUGAAUGGUUCUCAAUGGAAAGUAAUUUUAUGCCCCAAGGGGUAUUUGACAAUAUCUGGAGAUAUUGUUGAUUGCCACAAUGGGGCUGAUGUGUAUGGAUGUGUUGGAGUGUGUGUGUUAGCAGGGAGCUGCCUCUGGCAUCUGGUGGACAGAGGCUAGGGGGUGCUGUGAAAUGUCCUAAAAAAUGCAUAUGACAACUUCCCGUAACAGGAUUAUCCAAACCUGAAUGUCAGUAGUUCCAAAAUUGAGAGACCCUGAUUUUGUGGGCAGAGGAAAAGUUCUUAAUAACUGAAUUCCUUUCCUGAAAAAUACAAAAUAUAUUACUUUGUUUUAAAUUAGUAGCAUGGAGAAAAGUAUUGAACUUUAUUUUUGUUGUUUUCCACACUAAUACUCUUUUUUUUUCUCCUGUCAUUGGGUAGUCUGUAAGUGCUAGAGUUGACAAAGGAGGAAAAUUCAUGGGACAUCCACCCACACGUUGAAAUGUGAACUUGUUGGUAUAUUAGAGUCUCUAUCUUGGUCAGGUAUUUUUGAAAUAAUCCAGUAGUGCCAUAGACAAUUGUUUUUGGAUAUACAUAGAAAUUGAUCCUUCCUUUGUUAAAGCUUCAGACUUUUAUUUAUUUGAGUUCUUUCCUCAGGAAAGGAUCUUCAGGCCUCUCAAAAAAAUAUCCAAGAACUGAAACUUACCAGAUCACUGUACCAGAUGCCUCCUUGCCCCUUCCUAGUUAUUGUUUUUUUGUGCAUCGUUAUAUUUUUUCCUGCUAUAUAAACCCCUAAUUUUAGUCAGGUAGAUGAAUUUGAGACUGAGCUCACAUCUCUCCAAUUAAAGCCUUCUUCCUUGGCAAAAUGUGUUGUUUCAGCUAUUAGCUUUCCAGGCGGCCAGCAGUAGGAUCUAGACUGAACCCUUGGUAUUUCGGUAACAUUUUAGUCAGGAUGAACAUUUGAGUGGAUUUUAAUAAAAAUGUGACUAUAUACAGGUUAGGAAGGUGACAGUAACACAAGUUAAAUGUUUAAGUAGAUUAUUUAAAAAUUAUAAAUAAAAACUGUGCCUGCUUUGAUGUGAAUAUACUCAGCUUUAAAAAUUGAAACAAAAUACCUUUACAACUAAAAAAUAUUGUUAAAAUUUCAGUAAGUGUGAGAGAAAGUAGAAGGUGAGAGCUCAGGUAGAAGGAACAGUAAGAAAGGCAUAUAAUUAAGAUAUGGAUGGCAAUACCUUAUUUUUCAACCAGUAAAACACAGCCUACAAAUAAGAUCAUCUUGGUUAGUGGAUAUAGGUGUGCUAUAAAUUGAUGUUGAACUUUAGCUUGCCCUCAGAUCAACCAACAAGAACCUGGGUUCCUGCAGGAAAGCAGUCUCUUAAUCCCAGGUAGUAAGAGUAAAUAUUGUUUCCUGCUGACAGGGAAAGUCUAUUGAAAUGAAUACACUAGGGGAAACUAGAUUUACCUCCCACCACCCCCCCUCCCCCCGCCAUGUUAACCCUGACUUAAAAGGUUUCCUGCAACCUCUUCUAGAAUGGUAAAAACCUUUGGAUUAUUUUAGCAGCACAGUGGUAACGUUUCAGGCUGGCUACUUCCUUUCGGUUGCUAGGCACUUCGCCUUUCUCCCCAACAGAGGCUGUCAAGUGCUAUUGCUGUUGCUGUUGCCGGUAGUGUUUGCCACACAUACCUGCUUAGCUCCUGGGAAAUGAUGAGAUUGAUGAUUCUCUCUCCUGGAAAACCUUUCAUCACAGAGAUUCAUUUCAGCACUAAAGGGCAGUAUUUAAAGUCAGUUUGCAAGCAGUGGAGUAAGACUUUUGUAAAGAAACCUUGUGCAGCAUGGACUCUCUACCAGAAGAAUUUUUUGUGAGGCAUCCCCAUGUGGAGGAUCAGAGGAAGGAAGAAACUGAGAAUAAACCAGAAAAAUCAUCAUCUGUUCAACUGGACAAACAGGAAAAGAAUGUUCCUACUGAUCUUGUUCCUGUUAACCUACUAUUAGAAGUGAAGAAGUUAUUAAGUGCAAUUAAUACUCUACCAAAAGGUGUGGUUCCUCACAUUAAGAAGUUCUUACAAGAAGAUUUUUCCUUCCAAACUAUGCAGAGAGAAGUUGCAGCUAACAGCCAGAAUGGUGAGGAAAUUGUCCCUGCUUUGACUUUACGUUUCUUGAUAACACAACUGGAAGCAGCACUCAGGAACAUUCAAGCUACUAAUUAUACUGCACACCAGAUUAAUAUUGGUUAUUAUUUGACGUUACUGUUUUUAUAUGGAGUAGCACUCACUGAAAGAGGAAAGAAAGAGGAUUAUACAGAAGCUGAGAAUAAAUUUCUGGUGAUGAAGAUGGUGAUCCAAGAGAAUGAAAUUUGUGAAAACUUUAUGCCUUUAGUUUAUUUUGGACGUGGUUUACUGCGAUGUGCUCAGAAGAGAUAUAAUGGGGGACUGCUAGAAUUUCAUAAGGGCUUACAAGAAAUUGGAGAUAUAAAUGACCAUUGGUUUGACAUAGAUCCUACAGAAGAUGAAGAUUUACCUACAACUUUUAAAGAUCUUCUUAAUAAUUUUAUCAAGACAACUGAAAGUAAUAUAAUGAAGCAGACCAUUUGUAGUUACCUAGAUUGUGAACGAUCUUGUGAAGCUGACAUUGUGAAGAACACCAGUUAUAAGGGAUUUUUUCAGUUAAUGUGCAGUAAAAAUUGCUGUGUUUAUUUCCACAAAAUUUGCUGGAAAAGGUUCAAGAAUUUAAAAUAUCCAGGUGAAAAUGAUCAGAGUUUUAUUGCGAAGAAAUGUUUGAAGGAAGGAUGUACAGGUGACAUGGCAAGGAUGCUGCAAUGUGAUGUACCUGGAAUUGUUAAAAUUUUGUUUGAAGUUGUGAGAAAGGAUGAAUAUAUAACCAUUGAAAAUUUAGGAGCAAGUUAUAAAAACUUGGUAUCUCUGAAAAUAGCUGAUACUGAUAUAAGACCGAAGAUCAGUUUAAAAUUUAAUGCAAAAGAUGAAAUGCCUAUCUUCAAGCUUGAUUAUAAUUAUUUCUAUCAUCUGCUUCAUAUAAUUAUUAUUUCUGGUACUGACAUUGUUCGGCAAAUAUUUGAUGAGGCUAUGCCACCCCCUCUUUUGAGAAAAGAGCUUCUUAUACACAAGAAUGUGCUGGAAUCUUACUACAACCAUCUCUGGACCAAUCAUCCUUUGGGUGGAUCAUGGCAUCUGCUUUAUCCUCCAAACAAGGAGUUACCACAAUCCAAACAGUUUGACUUAUGCCUCCUACUAGCUCUCAUAAAGCAUUUGAAUGUGUUCCCUGCACCCAAAAAAGGAUGGAAUAUGGAACCGCCAUCUUCUGAUAUCUCUAAAUCUGCAGACAUCCUGAGACUGUGCAAAUACAGGGAUAUCCUCCUUAGUGAGAUUUUGAUGAAUGGUCUCACUGAGUCACAAUUCAAUUCAAUUUGGAAAAAAGUUUCAGAUAUUCUUCUGCGCCUUGGGAUGAAGCAAGAAGAUAUUGAUAAAGUGAAGGAGAAUCCCAUUGAGAAUAUCUCCCUUGAUUACCAUCAGCUGUCCAUCUACCUAGGCAUACCCGUACCAGAAAUCAUACAGAGGAUGUUAUCCUGCUAUCAACAAGGAAUUGCUCUACAGUCAAUAACGGGCAGUCAGUGUAUUGAAAUAGAAGAGUUACAGAACGAGGAAGAAGAACUAAGUCCACCUAUCAUGGAAUACAAUAUAAAUGUGAAAUCAAGCCCUGAAAUACAGUUUGCAGAAAUUAAUAAAGAUGGGGCCUCAAUACCCAGUGAAUCUUCAACAGAAUCUCUUAAAGAUCUCCAGGAAGUUAAGAGUAAACAAAGGAAAAAGAAAAAGACUAAGAAUAAAAAGAAUACAGACUCAAAAGACGAGCAAGUCCCAUAUGUGGUAGAAAAGGAAGAACAGUUGAAGAAAGAACAAGCAAAUCCACACUCAGUCAGUAGAUUUAUAAAAGAUGAUGCAAGUGAUGUUCAAGAGGAUUCUGCAACGGAAGAUAAGUUUUAUAGCCUGGAUGAAUUGCAUAUUCUGGACAUGAUAGAGCAGGGCUCAGCUGGCAAAGUAACUACAGACUAUGGAGAAACUGAAAAGGAAAGGCUUGCUCGUCAAAGGCAGCUUUAUAAAUUGCACUAUCAGUGUGAAGAUUUCAAAAGACAGUUGAGAACAGUGACUUUUCGGUGGCAAGAAAGCCAAAUGCAGAUUAAAAAGAAAGACAAAAUUAUUUCAUCUCUUAAUCAACAAGUGGCUUUUGGAAUCAAUAAGGUUUCCAAAUUACAGCGUCAAAUCCAUACUAAAGAUAAUGAAAUCAAGAACCUUAAAGAGCAACUUUCCAUGAAAAGAUCUCAGUGGGAAAUGGAAAAGCAUAAUCUGGAAAGCACAAUGAAAACAUACGUGAGCAAACUGAAUGCAGAAACUAGCAGAGCUUUAACAGCCGAGGUGUAUUUCUUACAGUGUCGUAGGGAUUUUGGUUUGCUUCAUCUGGAGCAGACUGAAAAGGAAUGUCUCAAUCAACUUGCCAGGGUGACUCACAUGGCAGCAAGCAACCUAGAAUCACUUCAAUUAAAAGCUGCGGUAGACAGUUGGAAUGCCAUAGUGGCAGAUGUUAGAAACAAGAUUGCAUUCCUCAGGACACAGUACAAUGAACAAAUAAACAAAGUAAAGCAAGGAUUUGCCUUGAGUACCUUGCCUCCAGUCCAGCUUCCUCCUCCACCACCCAGUCCGGAGAUACUGAUGCAGCAGUUCUUAGGAAGACCCCUUGUGAAAGAAUCUUUCUUUAGACCCAUACUUACUGUUCCUCAAAUGCCUGCAGUUUGCCCAGGAGUCAUCUCUGCAACUGGCCAACCUAGAGCCCCCCUGAUGACUGGCAUAGCCUGGACUCUGCCAGUGCCUGUAGGAGACGCCGUGCCCCCCAGUGCAGGUCUGGGGAGUGAUCCCUCCAUGAUGAAUUGGGAGAGAAUUACAGACAGGCUGAAAACUGCCUUUCCACAACAGACCAGAAAGGAACUUACAGAUUUUUUACGAAAACUGAAGGAUGCUCAUGGGAAGUCCUUGUCUGGACUGACAUUUGAUGAAAUUGUUUGCAAGAUUUCCCAGUUUAUUGACCCCAAAAAAUCUCAGAGUCAAGGAAAAUCAGCGUCAAAUGGUAAUUGUGUUUCACCUAGUCAUUCUCCAUCACAGCCUAAUGCUGCCCAGCCCCCAAAACCAGCCUGGCGGCCCCUCACUUCACAAAGUUCUGCCACAUGGGAAGGAGCCAAUAAGCCAGAUGAGGAAGAGGAGGAAGAAGAGCCUUGCGUGAUCUGUCACGAGAAUCUGUCUCCAGAAAACCUUUCAGUUUUGCCUUGUGCUCACAAAUUCCAUGCUCAGUGCAUUAGACCAUGGUUGAUGCAACAGGGGACAUGUCCAACCUGCAGACUCCACGUUUUGCUACCAGAAGAAUUCCCUGGUCAUCCUAGCCGGCAGUUGCCCAAGAUCUGAUAUAAGGUGGGGGGUGCCUAUGUAGGGGAAGCUCAGUUUUCAGACUCCAAAAUUUAGGUCUGCCUUUUAUUAUGAGCUGCUUGUGUAAGUGGUGUAAAGCUGUGUGCUCUUCAAUAUAGUGUUAAAGAAGCCAGCUAAUCUUAUCAAAACAGCAGCCAAAGAAGUCAGAACAGAUCUUCAGGACUUGUGAACUGAACUGAAGGGGCUUGAAGCAGAUGGGAUUUUAAUAGUUACACUAUAUUUGCUCUUAUCUUAGUAGGUUUUUUCUUAUAAUGGAAACAUGAUAACUGUUAGUAUAUUUCUUAGGAUGUUUUAAUGUUUUUUCUUGUCUUUUUAAAAUUCUUAUUUUACUCAUCCUUUAUUCUCCCCUCAAGUAUUCUACACUAUAAUUUCCUGAAAUAAAUUUAAGCAAGAGGAAAAGGGAAA
Molecule: messenger RNA, 11263 nt
Organism: Sapajus apella (tufted capuchin)
Lineage: Eukaryota; Metazoa; Chordata; Mammalia; Primates; Cebidae
Gene: DZIP3
Product: DAZ interacting zinc finger protein 3
Exons: 32
Coding region: 7208-10837 (1209 amino acids)
Biological process (GO): protein polyubiquitination
Cellular component (GO): cytoplasm
Molecular function (GO): polyubiquitin modification-dependent protein binding; ubiquitin protein ligase activity; RNA binding
Source: RefSeq, a predicted model, not a curated record